Molecule: messenger RNA, 1734 nt
Organism: Notolabrus celidotus (New Zealand spotty)
Lineage: Eukaryota; Metazoa; Chordata; Actinopteri; Labriformes; Labridae
Exons: 5
Coding region: 281-937 (218 amino acids)
Source: RefSeq, a predicted model, not a curated record
UUUGUAGGUCGAGGUAAUUACGUCAUCAGAGGAAAAUGCGGAUCCAGUUCAGCCGACAGAAGGAAAGCUCCUCAUCACGAGCUCCGUCUAUCGCUGUGUUAGCAUUUCCUGUGGUGACUGACCGGGUCUGAGUAGACAGGAGGCUUAAUGGAGUCUGGAUGGGAGAAAACCCUGAACCCCGCUGUAAGAAAUGAGGAGGAGUUGUGAAUUCUUCAAAGUAGUAAGUAAAUGAGUGUGGCUGCAAUAGACACUGUACUCUGCAGAUCUCUGAGCUGCUGAAAUGGAGGAAGCGUACAGUGAAUUGUACCAGCAGUUUAUUCGCCUGAGGUCCCUCUGCAUGAAACAGGCAGCUCUGUUACACCAUCUCACAGCUGCUCUGCAGAAGCAACAAGGUGCUCCUGUUCCAAAUAGAGAGAGUGAUACGAUGCCCUUUCCUGUCCAGUCCACUCAAGAAAUCCCCGUUUGUCUCCAUGAAAAGCCUCAACAAUUCACAACCACAGCAUACCACCCUGCAGCGCAGUGUGGUGUUGAUGGACCCCAUGGAAAUGUUGGGACUUUCUCCAAUCUCCUUGCUGAAGAUAUGUCCAAGCUCUGUGUGGGUUCACCUCCUCAGAGAAAGGAGGAUUGGACCUUGGAACAACAAAAGGUUGCACCUUUGUUAAGUGUGGACUCAGGGUGGCAGGGUGCCUCUUUCAAUGUCUCAAAAAAUCUAGGCCAAGCAGAUCAUCUUGGUGGAGAUAACAUGGUGCUCACUGAAAUGAUGCCUGUGUCAGCAGGUCCCGCCUUAGUCGAGGACUGCCUGUGUCCUUCCAGCGGGAUGCUGAUGUCAGACGUGACACUGCAGUCGCAUGUUUGUGAGUUCUGCCAGGCAGUUUUCCCUGGAGACACCACCACCAGAGGAGAGUUCCUGAGACAUCUUUACACCCAUGUUAGCUGAACUGACCUGACUUUUCUUCUCAACAUUUGAGUUCUGUCUUUUUUAGAAUACACAGUGGUUGACCAGGUAUAACUCAGUGGACCUGGGGCCUCAUGUACAAAGACUUGCGUGGAUUUCCUACUGAAACAUGGCGUACGCUCAAAUCUAGAAAAUGUUAUAUGCACAAAAAAUAUCCAGACGUAUAAAUCUGUGCGCAAGGAUCAACAGCUGUAGGAUCGUGCGGAUGCCAGCCAUGAAGUUGGCGUGAGGCACCGUACAUUUCCACGAUCAUUUCACUCUUGACACAUCUGAACUUUGCCGUGAAAAAGAGCGUACGCCACGUUUUUGUGUGUACGCACUUUUGUACAUGAGGCCCCUGGUCUCUCAAAGAAGCAUUGAAGUUGACCCACCUCAUAUGGAUUUUGUUUGCCUUUGAAUGAUCUGUGUAGAAGAUGGCGUCAUAUUCAUCUGAGAUGUAAAAUAAAGGGUGAUAAUGACCUCGUAUGGUGCCUCUCAAAAAACAUAUAUUAACCUGACAGCAAUUUUUCUAAUGAAUGCGUGUAAUAUGUAAGCAUAUUUUUAUUUGUCUAGUACUUUAUAUAUUUAACUGUGAUUAAUGUCCUGUGUAUGGUGCCCAAUGAUUUAAAAUAUUACAGUUAAAAAAGAUAACAACUCUCAUUCAAACACCUGUUCAAACAUCACUUUGAGAGGGUGGUUUUAACCUCAUCCAAAGCAGACCUCAUCAAUACACCUGUUCUUUUUGAUCCAAUGUAUUUUCACAUUUUGUACAUAAAGGAAAACACUUACCUUUCCUGUUA